Molecule: messenger RNA, 3985 nt
Organism: Etheostoma cragini (Arkansas darter)
Lineage: Eukaryota; Metazoa; Chordata; Actinopteri; Perciformes; Percidae
Gene: rfx1b
Product: regulatory factor X, 1b (influences HLA class II expression)
Exons: 20
Coding region: 203-2707 (834 amino acids)
Biological process (GO): regulation of transcription by RNA polymerase II
Cellular component (GO): nucleus
Molecular function (GO): DNA-binding transcription factor activity, RNA polymerase II-specific; RNA polymerase II cis-regulatory region sequence-specific DNA binding
Source: RefSeq, a predicted model, not a curated record
UGUGGGGCGGGGCGAUGACGAAAGGGUAGCAACAGUUGCCCGGGUGAAGGCAAGGCGCCAUAGUCACGGUAGUCCUAGCGACAAGAACCAAGCAACGGGAGUCAACAACAACAACCUAAAUAUAAGGGGAAAAGACUUCAACGACUAAAAAGGACAAUAUUGGGACAAACUAGAGAACUAGUGCCUCAAAGCAUUGGUUGCCAUGGCAACUUCUGGAUACUCAGAGGACCUUCAGCCUCAGCAGGCCAACACUGUAACCAUGGCAACACCAUCUCCUACCACACCCUCAUCCACAAAGACGGCACACUUCCUGUCCGAGAUCCCACCAACCUCUGGAGCCAUUGCAUCGGCUAACCAAUCAGUCACUGUCUCAAAAACAGGACAGGACGCACUUUGUUCUCAAGCGCCGCCCAUCAACCAGAAGGCAGUGGUUCUGACGACUCCCACGCAGCACUAUGUAACCCAAGAAAUCCAGCACUCUGCUGUCCAGAAAAGUAAUGGUCAGAGCAACUCGCCACAGUACAUCAUAGUAACUGUUACAGAGGGCUCAGUUCACUCCAAUGACAGCUUGUCAGACUCUAGCCCACCUGCCACUGGUGUUCCUACUCAGGUGGUCCAACCAGUGCAGACAACCCAACAGAGGUCAGUGUUGCAAGCGGUGUCGCAGGCAGCCAAGAGGAUUCAGAUUAAGAACCUAAAGUCUGGGGACAUUCACCAGGAGGUGGAGCAUGUGUACUCUGGCCAGGUGCAGUAUGUGGACGGAGGAGGAGAUGCAACUUUUACCACGUCCUCCAUUCGAUCGAGCAACUACCCUUUCUCCGACUCGCCCCUCUACUCGCAGACCCCUCCCUCCUCGUCCUCCUACUACGAGGCCACACCCAGCUCUGAGUCAGACAUCACUGGCUCUGUCACCUCGCAGCCCGUUUCUGUGGCAACAGCGGGAGCCAAUAGCGGGGGAACUGCUGCAGGCGGAGGGGGCUAUGUCAUUCAGGGAGGUUAUGUGUUAGGAGGAGCAGCAGCAGGUGGAGGAGGACAGAGUUACACCAGCCCUAACUCUCGUGCCCCACCCGCUACUGUGCAGUGGCUGUGUGAUAACUACGAGGGGGCAGAGGGGGUGAGUUUACCUCGCUGCACCCUCUACUACCACUACCUGCUGCACUGCCAGGAGCAGAAACUAGAACCUGUUAAUGCUGCAUCCUUCGGCAAACUCAUCAGGUCUGUCUUUAUGGGGUUGCGUACACGGAGAUUAGGGACCAGAGGGAACUCUAAGUACCACUACUAUGGACUGAGGAUCAAAUCUGGUUCCCCGCUGCUCAGGCUGAUGGAUGAACAACAGCACAUGGCGAUGAGGCAGCAGCCUUUCUCACAGAAAAACAGGAUAAAGCCACUUCAGAAGUCACAGGGGAUCACCAAUGGGACAUCAGGUGGGAUGGGUCAGCAGCAGGCGGCGGGACUAUGCGAUAUUUCGGCGCAGGUGCAACAGUACCAGCAGUUUCUGGAGGCAUCAAGGCCGCUGCCAGACUUUGUGGACAUUGAUCUGCAAGAUGGAACCCUGCCCGAUGGGAUCCUUUUAGAUCACCUCAAGGCCUUUCAGACUCUCUACAGGGAACACUGUGAGGCCAUCCUGGACGUGAUGGUCAACCUUCAGUUCACUCUUGUGGAGACACUUUGGAAAUCCUUCUGGCGGUUCAGCCAGAGCAGUGACAGUGAAUCACUUAACCUGCACAAUGAGUCUGAGAAGCGUCUGCCCAAAUCGUGCCUGGUGGUGCUGUGUAAGUAUGAGCCAGUGCUGCGCUGGACCAAAGAGUGUGACAACCUGCUCUACCAGACUCUGGUGGAGAUCCUCAUCCCUGAUGUACUGAGACCCAUCCCCAGUGCCUUAACCCAGGCCAUCCGCAACUUUGCCAAGAGUCUGGAGAACUGGUUGACAGGCGCCAUGAUGAACAUCCCGGAAGAGAUGGUUCGCAUAAAGGUGGUGUGUGUGGGCUCCUUCUCCCAGACGCUGCGCCGCUAUACCAGCCUGAACCACCUUGCCCAGGCAGCCCGCGCCGUCCUCCAGAACUCCGCCCAGAUCAACCAAAUGCUCUCAGACCUCAACAGGGUUGAUUUCACAAAUGUACAGGAGCAGGCAUCCUGGGUAUGUCAGUGUGAAGACCGUGUGGUACAGAGGCUGGAACAAGACUUUAAAAUGACCCUGCAGCAGCAGAACUCUCUGGAGCAGUGGGCUACCUGGCUGGAUGGCGUUGUCUCUGAAGCCCUGAAGCCCUACGAGCACAACCCUAUUGUUCUCCCAAAAGCUGCAAAGGUUUUCCUGCUCAACUGGUCCUUCUAUAGCUCUAUGGUAAUCCGGGACCUGACUUUGCGCAGUGCUGCCAGCUUUGGCUCCUUUCACCUGAUCCGCUUGCUGUAUGAUGAGUAUAUGUACUACCUGAUAGAACACCGGGUGGCCCAAGCUAAAGGAGUAACACCCAUUGCGGUCAUGGGAGAAUUUGCAAGCACUGUCAAGAGCCGAAUCUCUCCGGACCUGGAGAAAGAAGAAGAGGAGGAUGACGAGGAAGAGGAAAGCGAGGACGAGGGCGGAGAUCUCGUGCUGCAGUCCAGCUCGCUGAGAGCGGUUGAUGACGAGAAGGACACGAUGGAGCCGCCCGCCAAGCUGUCCAGGACCAGUUUCAAUCUGCACUCUCUGACCGACAGCACCCCAUCUUAGCCGCUCAUUUGUUUGGUCACCUGUCUGUAUAUUCUUGAUUCCCUCCUGCCCCGCCUUAACCACUGACCUGAUUGCUGAAAAAACAUAAGAAGACACCAGUGUCCUUCCUUGUACUCUACACUCAAAAAUAUCUUGUACCUUGCCUUUAAAGCAAUGACUAUGCAGGGCACUGUCUGAAAUAUACAAUGUUUUAAUCUCAGAGUAGCAUCUGGAAGGAUACUGCACCAUGGAUUUGUUUGGCACAUGGAUGUUGUUUGACAGAUAUGUGGAUGCCAUAUUUGACUUCAUUUCAUUUCUUAUUAAUUAUUAAUUAACUGAUACCCUGUGCCUUUGAGAGAUUUCUAGCCUAAAGAAAGCUUAUAUUCUAUAUAUUCUGUAUUGUGGAUUAAUAAAUGAAAGUCCUGUAAAGUAGUCUUGGUGUUGUCAUGAACUUUUACUAGAUGUGACAAAAAAGUUGAAAUGGUGACCGUCAAGCCUUGUGAUGAUUUUGCUCAGUUUGCUGUUCUUCAUCCACCUAUCCAUCCAUCCAUUCAUUCAAGAUCAUUUCUUUUAUGUACACACACACACACACAGUGUAUAUACGCUUCAUAGGUGCAGUGAAAGCUGAAUGGGCCACAGGACAAGAGCAAAGCUUAUCCCACCCAAUCAGCAGCACUUACUACACUGUAUCCAUGGCGACCUUUGUGCCAGCUAGAUGUACCAGCUACUUCUCAAAGUUUUUGUAGUGUAAAAGUAGAUGUGUAUUUUCUAGGUAUCUAUGUUGAACAUUUUGUAAAUAACCUAUAUUGUGUACCUUUGGUGAACAUUGUCACAUAUCUAAACUAUUUAUGUUGUUUAACCAUUGUUGCCUUAAAAAAUAUGUUGUGCUAUGUCCACUAUCCAGAUGACUGAACUAUAUUUUUUAUUGUGAUGAUGGACCAAGCAUGUGAAUAUGGAGACUUUCCAAAGAGCACAUGCUCAACCAGCAGCUUCUCAUGUGGCAUGAGCAGAUGUUGAUUUUAUGAAGUGUUGGACUGUCCUUCAGGAUGGUCUGACUACAAAGAUCCCACCAAAGAGCACUAAAUAGAAAACAAGAGUAUAUUUACAUGUAUGCAUAUGGUGAGGACAAACAAAAUAAAAUCAACUGGUAACUGUAAUGUCUAUAAAAAAUUGUGACUUAGUGCUGCUGAACCUUUUCUAAGAGCUCCUCUUGAUGUUAUUCUGAAGACAUUUGUACUUAAAUCUGUGAUCGUUUGUAGCUUUAUUCUCACUGUUAACUAAAAGAAUCUGAUUACUCUU